Messenger RNA from Miscanthus lutarioriparius, 681 nucleotides. The record is from the annotation of a GenBank genome assembly. NCBI's taxonomy places the organism in Eukaryota, Viridiplantae, Streptophyta, Magnoliopsida, Poales, Poaceae.
AUGAAGCUGGUGUGGUGCCCCGACACGGCCUCCAAGGCCUACAUCGACGGCGUCCGGGCGAUCGCGGGCAACGACUCCGCCGACGGUUCGCCCGAGCUCGCCGAGCUCGUCGCCGCCAUGGCCGGCGGCUGGAACGCCCAGCUCAUCGUCGACGCCCCGGACACCACCCCGCCGUCGACGUCUAGCAGCCGCCGCCCGCCCGCCACCAGCCUCUCGCUCGCCGCCGCCGCGCGACGCACGGGCGGCCGCUACGCCCGCGUCGACGUCUCUAGGGAAGAGUCCGACCACUCCGGCUCCUCGUCCUCCGCCACAGAGGCGGCCAUGGCGCGGCUGGAGGCCGUGGACCUUCUCGUGCUGGACGCGCGGCGCCGGGACGCGGCGGCCGUGCUCAGGGCGGCGAGGCCGGGGCCACGGGGCAUGGUCGUGGUGCGCCACGGCAUCGGCUGCGUCCGGCGUCGCGCCCCCGCGCCGCCGUGGGGGAUGGCGGCCGGGACCCGGGUCGUGCGCGCCGCCUACCUCCCCAUCGGCGCCGGCGGCGUCGAGGUGCUGCACGUCGGGGUCGGCAAGGGCCCUAGCCUGCCGACGCACCAGCACAGCAGGAGGCCCAGCAGCGGACGUGGGCGGUGGAUCCACCACGUCAACCACCGCACCGGCGAGGGGCACGUCUUCCGGCGCCAGUAG